Messenger RNA from Antrostomus carolinensis (chuck-will's-widow), 1402 nucleotides. It is a transcript of the gene RBM17, whose product is annotated as RNA binding motif protein 17. The transcript has 10 exons. The record is from RefSeq and is a predicted model, not a curated record. NCBI's taxonomy places the organism in Eukaryota, Metazoa, Chordata, Aves, Caprimulgiformes, Caprimulgidae. Gene Ontology annotation, biological process: mRNA cis splicing, via spliceosome; alternative mRNA splicing, via spliceosome. The annotation marks the transcript as partial. Gene Ontology annotation, molecular function: RNA binding. Gene Ontology annotation, cellular component: precatalytic spliceosome.
AGUCAGAGAACAAAACAAACAACAGUCCUUGCUCCAGUGAUUGACCUGAAACGAGGUAGCUCUUCUGAUGAGAGACAGAUUGUGGACACACCGCCUCAUGUAGCAUCUGGGUUGAAGGAUCCUGUACCCAGUGGUUUUUCUGCGGGAGAUGUGUUGAUUCCUUUGGCAGACGAGUAUGAUCCCAUGUUUCCAAACGACUAUGAAAAAGUGGUAAAGCGUCAAAGAGAGGAACGACAGAGGCAGCGCGAGCUGGAGAGGCAAAAGGAGAUCGAAGAAAGAGAAAAAAGACGUAAAGACAGACAUGAAGCCAGUGGAUUUUCAAGAAGACCAGAUCCAGAUUCUGAUGAAGAUGAAGAUUAUGAAAGAGAGAGACGGAAAAGAAGUAUGGGGGGAGCUGCCAUUGCACCACCCACAUCUCUUGUUGAGAAGGACAAAGAACCUGUAGCAUCGUUUCCAUUUGAAGAGGAGUCGAGACCUCGGGCACCAUCUUCCAAAGCAGCUAUUCCUCCUCCAGUGUAUGAUGAGCCAGAAAGACCUCGUUCCCCCACGGGACCCAGCAACUCUUUCCUUGCUAACAUGGGAGGGACAGUAGCUCAUAAAAUCAUGCAGAAGUAUGGUUUCAGAGAGGGCCAGGGGCUGGGAAAGCAUGAACAGGGGCUGAGCACAGCACUGUCAGUAGAGAAGACGAGCAAGAGGGGUGGCAAAAUCAUUGUUGGCGAGUCUACAGAGAAAGAAACGGGCAAGAAAGCGGAUUCUAACCCAUUGACUGAGAUACUGAAAUGCCCAACUAAAGUGGUCUUACUAAGGAACAUGGUAGGAGCUGGGGAGGUGGACGAAGAUCUGGAAGUUGAAACUAAGGAGGAAUGUGAGAAAUACGGCAAGGUUGGGAAAUGUGUCAUCUUUGAGAUUCCUGGUGCCCCUGAUGAUGAAGCUGUAAGAAUAUUUUUAGAGUUUGAACGGGUUGAAUCUGCCAUCAAAGCUGUUGUAGAUCUAAAUGGAAGAUACUUUGGAGGCAGAGUCGUGAAGGCUUGUUUCUACAACCUGGACAAGUUCAGAGUACUGGAUCUGGCAGAGCAAGUUUGAUUUUAAAAAUCUAGCUGGAGGUGUCACUGUUUUGGCAAUCAUGUUUUCAGCGGUAGGCUGGGAAUAAAGAAGAGAAAAGUAGCUUUCCUAGCAAACUGGAAACAAGCCUCAUUGAAUGGAUUUUUCACAUUCGUUGUGACUUACAUUUUUUUUUGUAAUAUAAAGCCCUUUGAAAUUAAGAUUCACGUCUGUGUGUUUUUGAAUUGCACAAUUCUGCUUAUUGCUCUGGGGAUCCUGGUUUUUUUUUGAGCUUUCAGAUGACUUUGUUCUUUUGAAAAGCCACUGCUGACAAGAUGCUUUGUCUCUGGUCCUGCUUUCC